This is a messenger RNA of Caenorhabditis remanei, 963 nucleotides long. RefSeq lists its product as uncharacterized. Lineage: Eukaryota; Metazoa; Nematoda; Chromadorea; Rhabditida; Rhabditidae. Bases 1 to 963 code for a protein of 320 amino acids. The record is from RefSeq and is a predicted model, not a curated record. The transcript has 2 exons.
AUGUCGAAACCACUGUCUUACCAAAGUACACGAUGCGUUUUGCAAUAUUUUGAUUCUACUGAAAGAUUUCUCUUGACGUCGCGCUGCCCGACUAUCAAACCAUUCGAAAAAUCUAUCCCAUUACGUCUCAAAGACCUGAAAUUCACCAGUGAUAGUAUCGUUUUGAACGAUCUCAGGUUUCGUCUUCAUGUGACGGUUAGUAUGAUACGUUGCGGAAAAGGUGAAGUAUUAUCUACUACCUGUUCCUAUUCGGUAAAAAUCACAAAAGAGGAUCAAAGAAUGAUGAGUGGAGAAAGAACAAUCGCUCACUGUACUACACUCAUCCAUAUCCCUAAAAAUGAGGCAUUGGAAAAGUUGGCGUGUAUCCUUCUUGGUGGAAGGAAUACAGUUUACGCGGAAAAAAUGCAAAUUCAGUACGGAUAUCCGGAGGAUAUUGAAUGGCCUACAAACUUUCAGGUCGUUAUGGACAUGUUGCUUUCCCAACACCACCCUUUCGAAUAUGUACUCCCGAUUGUAUCGGAUACAUCCUCACUGGAAUAUUUGGAGUCGCAAUUUUCAAAUAAGGAAUCAUUCGAUAACGAGCUCGUCAAAAGAGCUGGAACACUCUCAAUCAGUAAGAUCGAUGAGAGUUGUUAUCCAAAACUGUCGACUCUACGCAACAAGGAAACUUCUUCUUUAGACUCAUCGUUGCCGAAAGAAGUAAUUAUUAGCAUCGUCAAAAAGUGGAUAGAGGAAGGGAGACAGAUCGGAACAUUUUUCGAAAUAAGAUAUGAUGAGAACGAUGAGGAAGAUGAAGAGGAUAUCAUGUAUACUCUAAAAAAUCGGUUCGAAGGAAGAUACGCUCCAAAGUUAUCGGACAGAGACCACAAUCGUCUCUGUUUUUCAUUGAGCUCAUCGUCCAAUAUCGUCAUCUUUCACAAAGGAAUCGUACUGUAUCUCAGAGUGGAAUCAGUUCGCGAAUAA